UUCAUCACAAUGUGAGAAAGCACUUUGAAAUCUAAUAAUGGGGGAGGAACCCGACAAAUUUGGGUUGUCAAUGAUGUUCAACGCACGUUGCUAGGAAACGCGACUGUAAAAAUUGGUCAUUACCAUGUUUACGGGUAUUUAUAGAGCACACGAGUGAUGAAAUAGCAAAGGCUUGGCUGAGUUAGCGUCGAUCGGAACAAGCUCUCUGAUUUUGCUCCAUUCCAAUCCAUUUUUCGUAAAAUAUUCAAAGAAUAAAACAUGAGUUCAGCAACGGCUUCAGAUUCAUUAAAGCCCAGAGAUGUGUGCAUUGUUGGUGUUGCACGUACGCCUAUUGGGGGCUUGAGCGGCUCUCUGUCAACCCUAUCUGCAACCAAAUUGGGAUCAAUAGCCAUUGAGGCUGCUCUUAAGAGAUCAGGUGUUGAACCUGGAAUGGUCCAAGAAGUGUUUUUUGGAAAUGUUUUGAGUGCCAACCUGGGUCAAGCCCCUGCUCGACAGGCAGCACUAGGUGCAGGAAUACCUAAUUCUGUGAUAUGCACUACAAUCAACAAAGUUUGUGCAUCAGGAAUGAAGGCAACAAUGUUUGCUGCUCAGAGUAUCCAGCUAGGAAACAAUGAUAUUGUUGUGUCUGGAGGCAUGGAAAGCAUGUCAAAUGCCCCUUAUUAUCUCCCUGAUGCCAGAAAGGGUUAUCGACUUGGGCAUGGGAGUCUUGUUGAUGGAAUGUUAAAGGAUGGACUCUGGGAUGUCUACAAUGAUUUUGGCAUGGGGGUAUGUGCAGAGUUGUGUGCAGAUAACCAUACCUUAUCAAGAGAAGACCAGGAUAACUAUUCAAUUCAGAGCUUUGAGCGUGGAAUUUCUGCCCAGAAUGGUGGUGCUUUUGAAUGGGAAAUUGUGCCGGUUGAGGUGUCAGGAGGAAGGGGAAAGCCAUCUACGAUUGUUGACAAAGAUGAAGGCUUAGGGAAGUUUGAUCCAGCGAAGCUAAGAAAACUAAGACCAGUUUUUAAAGACGCUGGAAGUGUGACUGCUGGCAAUGCUUCAACUAUUAGUGAUGGAGCAGCUGCUCUGGUUUUAGUGAGCGGAGAGAAAGCACUGGAGCUGGGUUUACAAGUUAUUGCAAAGAUAGUAGGCUAUGCUGAUGCUGCGCAGGCCCCUGAACUAUUCACAACCGCACCAGCUCUGGCCAUCCCAAAAGCUAUUUCAAAGGCAGGCCUGGAGGCUUCAGUGAUAGACUUUUAUGAGAUAAAUGAAGCAUUCUCUGUUGUAGCUCUUGCCAAUCAGAAGAUACUUAACCUCAAGCCAGAAACUGUAAAUGUACAUGGAGGAGCUGUAUCUCUGGGACAUCCACUUGGGUGCAGUGGUGCUCGCAUUCUAGUUACACUUUUAGGGGUAUUGAAGCAAAGAAAGGGGAAAUAUGGAGUUGCAGGAGUCUGCAAUGGUGGUGGUGGGGCAUCUGCAGUGGUUAUAGAGUUCAUUGAAAACCCUAAAGAUGGGCGAUGCUUAUUAUGAGGACACAUACUGUAGGGAGAUAUGAGUUAGAAAACAUCAUUUAAAGGAACUUCUUGUUAGCGUAUCAGCCAGUUUAGAGAAUGAAAAUAAUCACCUUCUCUCUGACUAUCAGCUCUUGCUGUAGUCAUUUUCAUAAUUAUGUGGCACCUGAAAGGAGGCAACUUUGUUUACGAGCCCAGGAAUGUUUCCCAGAUUUGAGUAAUUUGUUAGUGUAUUUGAGCUAACUAGUUGAAAUAAAAAAUUCUGCAUUGAAAGUCAAUUUCAUUGCACAGCGUUGAGUUCAGUAAAUUGGGAUCAUUUUCACGUACUUGUACGUUGUGAGGAUAAUGUAUUGAAUCAUCUUUGCAUUGAUUGCAGUCAAGUCAUGGAAUUUAAUAAUAAUCUGGCAGGAUGUUAUUACUA
Cryptomeria japonica (Japanese cedar) is the source of this 1905-nucleotide messenger RNA. RefSeq names its product acetyl-CoA acetyltransferase 1. The transcript has 15 exons. Bases 259 to 1503 code for a protein of 414 amino acids. The record is from RefSeq and is a predicted model, not a curated record. Gene Ontology annotation, molecular function: acetyl-CoA C-acetyltransferase activity. Gene Ontology annotation, biological process: fatty acid beta-oxidation. NCBI's taxonomy places the organism in Eukaryota, Viridiplantae, Streptophyta, Pinopsida, Cupressales, Cupressaceae.